AUGGCAAACACACAGAGCCAAGGACCGAAGUUAGUGAACAUGAAGAUCCAGCUGGGAAACAAGGAGGAAGCGCAUUCUUUGGAUGAUUUCAAGAAAUUUAAUGGAGAUUUGCAGAAGGCAAUUUUUAGCCUUAAAGCCCAGUUGUUGGAGGCUAAAAAGGGACAGUCUCCAGCCCAGGUUAAACAGCUGCAGGAGGACUUGGAGCAGAAGACCUGCAUCAACUAUGAGCUGAACCAGUUAGAGAACACCAAGCUCGAGCUGGAAACACAGACACUCACCAUUGAAAAAAAGGAAAUGGGAGACGCCCUGAAAGAUAACAAGAAUCCACAGUCAUCCACCAACCAGUCGGCUCUGGACAUCCUCCAGGGUAAAAAUGAGAGGCUGAAGACCGACCUGUGGAAAUCCAAGCAGAAGGUGAAGGCUGUGAAUGAGAUGAUGGCCAACAAAGAACUGGAGUUCUCCAACUGCCUGGCCCUCGAGAGGGCUGAAAUACAGAGACUCGCCAUUGAAAAUAAGAAGAUGGCCGAAGCCCUGAAAAAUACCAAGAAUCCAGUGUCAUCCACCAACCAGGAAGCUCUGGACAUGCUCCAGGGUAAAAAUGAGAGGCUGAAAACCGACCUGUGGAAAGCCAAGCAGAAGGUGAAGGCUAUGAAUGAGGCGAAUGUCGACCCCAAGGUUGAGAUCUCCAACAGCCUGGUCCUCGAAAGCGCUGAAACACAGAGACUCACCGUUGAAAAUAAGAAGGUGGCCGAAGCCCUGAAAAAUACCAAGAAUCCAGUGUCAUCCACCAACCAGGAAGCUCUGGACAUGCUCCAGGGUAAAAAUGAGAGGCUGAAAACCGACCUGUGGAAAGCCAAGCAGAAGGUGAAGGCUGUGAAUGAGAUGAUGACCAACAAAGAGCUUGAGUUCUCCAACCGCAUGGUCCUCGAGAGGGCUGAAAUAAAGGACAUGGGAGACGCCCUGAAAGACAACAAGAAUCCACAGAGUUGGAUGGAUCUUAUCAAGCAGAAGGUGAAUGCUGUGAAUGAUAUGAUGGCCAAAAAAGAGCUGGAGUUCUCCAACUGCCUGGCCCUCGAGAGGGCUGAAAUACAGAGACUUGCCAUUGAAAAUAAGAAGAUGGCCGAAGCCCUGAAAAAUACCAGGAAUCCAGGGUCAUCCACCAACCAGGAAGCUCUGUACAUCCUCCAGGGUAAAAAUGAGAGGCUGAAGACCGACCUGUGGAAGGCAAAGCAGAAGGUGAAGGCUAUGAAUGAGGCGAAUGUCGACCCCACGGUUGAGUUCUCCAAUAGCCUGGUCCUUGAGGGGGCUGAAACACAGAGACUCACAGUUGAAAAUAAGAAGAUGGCCGAAGCCCUGACAAAUACCAGGAAUACAGUAUCAUCCACCAACCAGCAGCCUCGGUACAUCCAGCAGGGUAACACUGGGAGGCUGAAGGCUGACCUGUGGAAGGCCAACCGGAAGUUGAAGGACACUAUAGACCAAACAGACGAAGCUCUGGAAAUUGAGCGUCGCCGUUACCAAGCACUGGAAACAUCCCAGAGCUGCACUCUUGCCAAGCAGGAGCAGCAAGAACAAGAACACAAGGACUUCAUUGCUGUUCUAAAGGAAACAUUUGAAGACCAGCUAAAGAGGGAUCAUCUCCAAUGGCAGCAGGAGAAAGACUCCUUUGAGGUCCAGCUCGCCAACCAAAAGGAGGAAAACAGAAACCUCUCGGAUGCUGUGACCCAGGCUGAGCAUCUGGUGAAGCUCCAGAACAUGACGUGUCAGAAGGAAAACAUCUCCAUCCUUGAGGCCACACAGAGCGUCCAGCAGACUGUGGAGGACGAGGAAGAGCAUCUGGAGGACGAGGAAGAGCAUCUGGAGGACGAGAAAGAGGAGCGGCAGAUCCAGGCGCAGUUUGAAGACCUCCAAAUCCCGCUCUCCAACAGGCAGCAGAGGAGAAAGUGGUACCAACGCUUGUUCUCAUGUUGCAGAGGUCAACACUGA
This is a messenger RNA of Cyclopterus lumpus (lumpfish), 1986 nucleotides long. RefSeq names its product golgin subfamily A member 6-like protein 22. The record is from RefSeq and is a predicted model, not a curated record. Lineage: Eukaryota; Metazoa; Chordata; Actinopteri; Perciformes; Cyclopteridae. The transcript has a single exon. Bases 1 to 1986 code for a protein of 661 amino acids.